AUGUCAAAACCUCUUCCAACUGUUCCAUCCAUGACUGUCGGUUCAUCCACAGCAACAAGUCCAGGAUCAUCCAUUUUGAUGGAUCAAUAUCAAGAGUCCUUGAAACGUGAUGAGUACUUGAAAAGUCAAUCCUACACUUCUUCCGAUGAUGAAGAUGAUGAUCAGACUUUGAAUGAUUUCACUCAUUCCGAUGAAAUAUGGAAUCAACCUCCUCCUUCCGAGCACGAUGUAGCAAAAAGAUCUUUAUCCAAAACGAUGAUGAUGACAGCAACAACAACCACUACUGACGAUUACAGUAAUUAUAAAAACAACAACAACAAAACUCGUUUCGUCCUAUCCAUCGAUGGUGGUGGUAUUCGUGGAAUCAUUCCAGGUUCCAUCUUGGCUUCUCUCGAAAAGGAAAUCAUUCAAGAAAUUGUCAAACAUUUCGAUCAAUUAGGUGAAAAACCUCCUGUUCAUAAUUUUGCAUUAACUUCUUGUUUUGAUUUAAUUGCAGGAACAAGUACAGGAGGAAUUAUUGCAUUGGGAUCUGGAAUUUCACCUACAAAUUCGAGAUUUAAUUUUAAAUAUAAUGCAAGUGAUUUGGGAGAUUUGUACACAAAUAAUGGUUCUCUCAUUUUCUCAAAAGAAAACAAACACAACAAAUUGAGAGAAUUUUUAACAUCUUCAAGAUAUGACCCCAGUGGAUUGGAAAGUGUCUUGACACAAUAUUUUGGUAGUUACAAAUUGAGUGAUCUUGUCAUUCCUGUUCUCGUCACAAGUUUUGAUUUGAAUAGACAAGAACUCGUUGUGUUUGACAGUGAAAAAGCAAAACCUCAAGGAGAAUUAACACAAAGACAAUUACCUUCUGAUUAUUAUUUACGAGAUAUUGCAUUGGCAACAUCUGCUGCUCCAACGUUUUUCCCAAUUCGAACCAUUGAAUCCAUUACUGAUCCAAGUGACAAGCAUGAUUAUAUUGAUGGAGCUGUCACGGCCAAUAAUCCAACCAUGCUUGCUUAUUUGAAAGCGAAAAAACUCUAUCCUGGUGACAAUAUUUAUGUCAUUUCAUUGGGAUGUGGUUAUGAGAAUAUUGAACGACCUGUUUUAGAAGGAAAGUUAGAAUGGGCAAAAACGAUCAGUUCUCUCAUGAUUACAGGUGCUUCUAACUUGACAGAAUCAUUAAUGCAACAAAUGGUUGAAUUGUCACCCAAUGACAGAUAUUGGAGAAUUGAUGUCAAGUUAGAUCAAUGUUACUUGGAUGUCACAUCUGAAGAUUUUUUGAAGAGUCUGAAAAUUAUUGGAACGAGUUUGAGAACCAAUGAUGAUCAUGCUUACAAAACCAUUCGAGAUACCAUUAUUGAUUUUUAUGCAUCGAAGGGAUAUUAUACUUGUUUUCGACUUGUUGAAGAAAUUGAACAGCAAUUGGAGAGUCCAAAACUUCGAAAAGAUGGUCACAUCGAAUUGAUUUAA
Messenger RNA from Naegleria lovaniensis, 1449 nucleotides. RefSeq lists its product as uncharacterized. The record is from RefSeq and is a predicted model, not a curated record. Gene Ontology annotation, molecular function: glycerophospholipase activity; monoacylglycerol lipase activity. NCBI's taxonomy places the organism in Eukaryota, Heterolobosea, Eutetramitea, Acrasida, Naegleriidae. The transcript has 2 exons. Gene Ontology annotation, biological process: lipid metabolic process. Bases 1 to 1449 code for a protein of 482 amino acids.